AUAGCAGCAAGCAUAUCCUACUCGUAACAUGAUAAGCACGAUAUGGUUAUGUGGAUAUUCAUGGUUAUAUAAAUAUUAAUUAGAAGGAUGUCGUGUAUCUGGAUAUCUUUAUAGUUAAUAUUUAUAGUAAUCUGAUUAGGCUCCAAGUAAGAACGGUAAUUGUAUCGUAAUGCUAUAAGCAUAUGGUUAUGAAAAUAUGUAAAGAUACCGGCAGUACGAUAAUCAAUUGCUAAUCUUUUACUUUGGCACGUGUUAAUAUGAAAUAAUGGUUAACGAACCAAAAAUAAUAAUUAUUGGAGCUGGAGCCGCAGGUAUUGCUGCAGCAGCUAGAUUGAUAGAGAAAGGUUUCGGAAACGUGACGAUUCUUGAAGGAAAAAAUCGGAUUGGUGGCAGAAUACACACGGUAGAAUUUUCGGAUAAUGUUGUAGAAUUAGGGGCGCAAUGGGUUCAUGGUGAACGUGGAAAUGUAGUCUUUGAUCUUGCUUCUCCACAUAAACUGUUGGAUUCGUCAAGAUGUUUCAACGAUUUCAAUGGACAUAUUUUUGUGACCGCGCAAGGUGAAAUACUACCAAAAAAGGAAGCCGUAGAAACAUUAAAGUUGUAUUAUUAUAUUUCCGAGCAUGUCACAGACGAUAUAAACAAUUCAAAUUCUUACGGAGAAUAUUUUAUAAAUCGUUUUUAUAGAAUUUUCGAGGAAAAUCCAUUUACUACUCCCGAUAGAGCAGAACAGUUGUUAGAUUGGAUGCAUAAAUUUGAUAAUUCGUUUCAAUGCAGUGAUUCAUGGUUUGAGGUUUCUGCUAAAGAAAUAACGAAUUAUUGGACCUGCGAAGGAGAUCUUGUACUUAAUUGGAAACACCGUGGUUAUAAAACACUGUUUGAUUUAUUAUCUCGUAAGGCCUGUGGUAAAAUGAACUUAUUGCCCAUAAUAGAAAAGAUUGAAUUUAAUAAAGAUGUUUCUAAUAUCGACUAUAGAUCGCGUAACAAUAUAGUUGUAAAAACAAAAGAUGGUGUUAAAUACACAGCAUCUCAUGUUAUAUUUACUCCGUCUCUUGGAGUUUUAAAAGAGAAACACGCUACGAUGUUCGCGCCGAUCUUGCCUGAUAAAAAACAACGCGCAAUCAAGGGCUUGAAUAUUGGAACCGUGAACAAGGUGUUCCUGGAAUUCUCGCAUAGAUGGUGGCAAGAAGAUUGUGCCGGCUUCAGUUUAAUUUGGUCCAAAGAAGAUAAAACAGAAUUUCUUAAAUCUCACGGACAAGAAUACGAGUGGCUGUGCGAUGUUUUUGCAUUCGUUCCUGUAGACUAUCAGCCACGAGUAUUAUGCGCAUGGAUCUCUGGCAAGUAUGCGAAACAGAUGGAAUCACUGUCCGACAGCAGCGUAUCCGACGGAUUGUUCCUGCUAUUAAAAAUGUUUCUCGAUAAAGCGUACAAUAUCCCGAAAUUUCAUCGAACGAUUAGAUCAUCGUGGUAUACGGACGAACAUUUCCGUGGAUCUUACAGCUUUAAAAGCCUAACGACCGAAAAGCUGAGUGCGAAGACAAAAGAUUUAGCAGAUCCACUUAUAACGGCCGAUGGCAAGCCUGUAAUUCUUUUUGCCGGAGAAGCAACGCACGAUCAUUAUUAUUCUACCGUGCAUGGAGCAGUUGAAACGGGUUUCAGAGAAGCAAAUAGAAUAAUAAACUUUCAUAGAACGUGUGGUUGGUUAAACCAAGCGAUAAGCAGCUUGAAGAAAUUGGGAAGGAUGGUGGGCAGUGCGAACCAGAUUACAGCAAGAACGAAAGUUGUAAUAGUAGGUGCAGGUAUAGCAGGAUUAUCAGCUGCAAAAACAUUAGAGGACGCAAAUUUUUGCGAUUAUCUACUGUUCGAAGCUCAAACCGUGAUUGGUGGUCGAAUUCGUUCGUUAGCGUGGAAUAAAAGUUGGAUAGAAAGUGGUGCUCAAUUUCUACACGGCGAUCAAAGUCUGUUGGCACAGUUAUGCUAUCGAAAUGGUUUACUUUCAGACGUUUCGUUUAGAGACGGUCAAGGUAUUUUCAUUCGUAAUAACGGUAUUAGAGUCGAUGAAACGAUAGUAGAAGAGAUAGACGAUCUUGUUCGUAACACUCUAGAAGAUUAUGAAAACAGAGACGUCGAACCAGGUUCUGAGAAUAUUGGCAGAGUUUUAACGAAUUCCUUAAAAAAACACUUGCAACAAAGGGACGAGUCGGCAACAAUAACAGACAUAAAAAAAGAGUUAUUCGAUUGGAAUGUUAGAUUCCUGAUGAUCGACAAUUCCUGUCUCACAUUAGACGAGUUGUCCACAAAAUACUGGGGGAAAUUCAAGUUUGUCGGAGGACCGGAAUAUCUUUCGUUUAAAGCCGGAUACAAUUCAUUAUCGAAACUUAUCGCCGAUGGAUUGAAUGGAAAAAAUUUGCGUCUAAACACUUCCGUUGAUUUGAUCGAGUGGCAACAAGUUGUCGUUAAGGAUCGCUCUACUCCUGUUCUACUCACACUCUCCGAUAACACGAAAAUUCUCACCGACUGUGUUAUAAUCACUAGCUCCCUUGGUUACUUGAAAGAGAAUUACAAAAACAUGUUCACCCCAGUGUUGCCGUCUCCUUUUGAUCAGGCAAUCGAAAGCCUUGGAUUCGGUUUGAUUAACAAAAUCUUCCUGGACUUUGGUACACCAUGGUGGAAACCUGGUACGAAAGGAUUUCAACUGCUCUGGAAGGAAAGCGGCGUUUCGGAUAUUUAUUGUAAUGAAACGCUGCCCACAUGGACCAGAGAUCUGACAGGCUUCGAUGUACUUCCCGAUCACGAAGGUGUGCUUCUCGGUUGGGUCGGUGGUCGUGGUGCCUAUAUCGUUGAAACUUUAAGCGAACAACAAGUAGCAAUAGAUUGCGCAACCUUGCUCAAACAUUACUUGAAGCUAGAUGCGAUGCCGUUGGCGAAAAGAUGUCUGCGAACGCAGUGGAACGCAAACAAUUACGUCCGUGGUAGUUACAGUCAUAUUUCAACAAAAUGUGAUGAGAACGGGGUAUCGCCGGCCACUUUAGCAGAACCAAUAUGGAGUAAAAUAAUAGGAAACUAUAGCAGUAAGGAUAUACCUGUUAUUAUGUUCGCCGGCGAAGCAACGCACGACAACUUUUAUUCGACGACUCACGGUGCUUACGAAACUGGUGUAAAACAGGCACAAGUUUUUCUACGGCAUCACCUUUUAAAAAAUUGAUCUUUAAAUAUGGCAAUAGUGAUCGUCGUUUUGUACAUAUGUAUACAUAAACGCACAGUUUUAGUUUAGAAGAAAGAGGAAAUUUUUAUAUUUGGUACUGUACUGGUAAUUUCGCGUUUAU
This is a messenger RNA of Colletes gigas, 3323 nucleotides long. RefSeq names its product spermine oxidase-like. The record is from RefSeq and is a predicted model, not a curated record. The transcript is spliced from 12 exons. The coding region runs from base 266 to 3202 and encodes 978 amino acids. Gene Ontology annotation, molecular function: polyamine oxidase activity. Lineage: Eukaryota; Metazoa; Arthropoda; Insecta; Hymenoptera; Colletidae.